AUAUCGCUCUAUUAAAUUGCGACUUCCUCUUUUCAUACUGAAACGGGAACCAAGAGGAAUUCAGAUAAUGCUGGAAGGCCGAUACUGAGAAAGGCGAGGAGCUCGUGGACCGGCUCCGAGUAAAACGAUGUCUGUGUGUGUGUGUGACGAAAAUAAAAACCAAAAUAAACAAAAUCGAAAAAGACGAGUACGCGGAAGAGGGCAGAAGAAGAGGAAGAGAGAGAAAGGGCUCGCAAAAUCGCCAUGGGCCCCGAGGUGGACGACGCGCGCAGGGUAAUAAAUAUCAUGCGAUUAGAUCUCCGAUGCUGCCGCUGUUGGGGUUGGUUACGAACGGAGGGAGCGACUAUUAAUCACUCCAUGUUAAUCAAGCCGGCCGCUAAGUAGGCCGCGCCGCAGCAUUAAAGUGCACUACCACGCAUCGUAUUGGCGUGCCAACGGAACACGCAUACAUAUGCGCGCAAAUCAAGCGCAAGAAUUUCUGAUUGAUCUCAUCUCAAUGAAAUGUAAAAGAACUGAUUAAAGGAGAAAGCUAAACGCAAGGAAAGAGAAACGGAGAGGUCUUUAUGGACUUGUUUGUCCUCUGAGGAUUUUUACGAAUUAUUUGAAAAGUUCCGUCGAGACGCAUCCGAAGGAUCGUUUCGGACAAUCACAUGGUAGUUAGAUCAUGCAAUGUCCUCAUUUGCAAUCACCUCGAGAAGAGUGGCGUACAUCGACACGAUAUAAUGAGGCAGUUAUUACGGCACCAGAAUUCACACCGACUCCAACACGAAGACCUCAACGAGAUAUUCAACGUGCUAUUCCACGAAUGCCUAUGAGAACACGUAGAAUGGAUCUCACAGCUGGAGUGGCUAUUGUUCCACGACGAAUCGAUUUCGACGCGUUAGACGAUGAUUUUAACGGCGAAGAUAUGGGAGACGUGACAAGAAGAAGGGUAGAACGAAGCACGCCACAGCAACCCGAAGUGACUGCUCCUGGAACGUAUAGGCUGAGACGCACAAGAGCGCCACAAUUUCCAAGGGAAAUCAAAAGGCAAUACGCACCAAGAAUGACUAGAAUGACACCUUGCGGGAAAUGUUUAAGAAACUGUCCACUUUAA
Molecule: messenger RNA, 1096 nt
Organism: Nylanderia fulva
Lineage: Eukaryota; Metazoa; Arthropoda; Insecta; Hymenoptera; Formicidae
Source: RefSeq, a predicted model, not a curated record